Messenger RNA from Heteronotia binoei (common prickly gecko), 1473 nucleotides. RefSeq names its product glycerophosphodiester phosphodiesterase domain-containing protein 5-like. NCBI's taxonomy places the organism in Eukaryota, Metazoa, Chordata, Lepidosauria, Squamata, Gekkonidae. The record is from RefSeq and is a predicted model, not a curated record. Gene Ontology annotation, cellular component: membrane. Gene Ontology annotation, molecular function: glycerophosphodiester phosphodiesterase activity. Gene Ontology annotation, biological process: lipid metabolic process.
AUGGGCGGCCGAGAGAAAGACCAAGGGAAAUGGACCUUGCUCCGUAACAUCAAUCAGGUUCUGAAACCCCCCACGCUCUUGCCGAUCCUUGCCAUGUGUCUGGUGUCCGAAGGUCAGCAGCUAUACCUGCAUUACUGUCACAAGAUUGGGACUGUGUUUGUUUUGGUCUUCUCCGCUGCUGUCUUAACUGUGAUCACAGUACUGUGGAACGUACAAUGGCAGACGGUCGUCCUCUCCGUGCAGGUUACCGCUCCCUUUAUGCACGUGGGCGCCCUCCUCUUCAUGGUUCUGUCGUCCUGGCCGGUAGCCUUGCAUACCUUCCGCUUGAACAAAAAAGGUACAGUGACUCCCGUGAUGGUUUUGGUCCCCUACCUGGCUCUGCUUUUCUUUCUCUUCUUCAUUCCGCUAGGGAUAUACUCCCCUUGCAUCCGGGAGGAAGGGACUUUGGGCCCUAAGCCGGCUCUCAUUGGCCACAGAGGAGCGCCGAUGGUGGCUCCCGAAAACACGCUCAUGUCAUUUGUGAAAACCGUCGAGCACAAGGGUGACGGUUUCGAGACAGAUGUCACAAUUAGUUUUGACGGCAUCCCUUUCCUCAUGCACGAUCUGACUUUGGAGAGGACGACCAACAUUCAGGAGCUCCAUCCAGCGAACGCUAACGACAGGGCAUCCAUGUUUACCUGGGAUGUGUUGAGCAAGCUGAACUCUGGGAAAUGGUUCUUCAAGAAUCCGCCCUUUUACAGCAUGCCCACGAUGCCUUCCGGCGAAAGAGAGUGGGCUGAAAAGCAAACGAUUUACCUGCUGAGCGACUUCUUGAAGCUCGCGGACCGAGACAACAAGCUGGUCAUCUUUGAUCUCUAUCGCCCUCCUGAGGAUCAUCCGUACAGGGACAGCUGGAUCAACAGGAUUUUGGAAGUGGUCCUCAAUGAGUCGAAGAUCCAGCCCCAUUUGGUCUUGUGGCUGGAAAACAUGGACCGGUCACACGUUCAAGCAACAGCCCCUGAGUUCCAGCAAACGUACGGUAAAAAGGCUCCUCUCGAAGUGCUUCGAAGUGAGAAAAUCGUGAAGCUUAAUCUGAGUUACAAAGAGAUGUCUGCCGAAGACAUUCGGAUGUACGCUGAAAACAACAUCACCACCAACCUCUACGUGGUCAGUGAACCCUGGCUCUUCCUGGCCUGGUGCGCUGGUGCUCAUUCUGUCACAACCAAUGCGGUGCACACUCUAAGUGGCAUGACGAAGCCUGUCUUCCUGAUGACUCCCCGGGAUUACCAGAUCAUGUGGAUCCUCACAGACGUGCUCUCGGGCAUUCUCGUCUCUCUGGUGUUUCUGCUUCACUGGUGGAGAGAGAAGGGUGCUUCCUGUUUGCCUGGUAACAGCACCGAUAGUCUUGCAAAUGGCUCUUACAGCACCUUUGGAACAGGGAUGUCGGCUUUAUUGUUGGAACGUGGCCUUCCAGAAAUGGACUAUUCCUCAUAA